AUGAGCAUGCCAUGCAAUAUUCGUGAUGCAUUAACUUUGCAGUUUUGUUGGGUGAAUGUCCUGGUGCGUCGACGAAAUGGCCAUUACACAUCAUUUGCGCGCGUACGGGCGGCGUUAUUUGCCAGCAUGCAUGCGUGUUUUAUAGUUACACUACUGUUUUAUUUUGUUUUUGAACCUUUUUCUUGGGUUCUUGCCUUUCUUAUACAGUUGAUCCUCUUCAUUAUUUCAGUCGUACACACCGCUCUGAUCUCCGAGUACGAAGAGCGUCUAAAUAAUGCAAUGGAGCUGGAGAGACAGCUGAACCCUCUCAUCAUCGCCGAAUUAACUUUUCGUUGCUUCAGUCUGUUCCACUUGUUUUUGCUGCACUGGUGGUUCGCUUUUGCCGUCGGUCUGCUGGAGCCGCUGCACAAUUACUGGUCCUAUCGUAGAGCACAUUUCCUGGUGGAUGCAGCAACAACAUGGAAACAAUUAGGCUCUUUGAGGACGGAUGCCCGUCUGCGGCUGAUGAUCCAAGGUCUGUUGUUGAUACUCACCUUCGCAUACCUUACGCUCGCUCUGUUACCAAACUAA
Molecule: messenger RNA, 570 nt
Organism: Trypanosoma brucei brucei TREU927
Lineage: Eukaryota; Euglenozoa; Kinetoplastea; Trypanosomatida; Trypanosomatidae
Exons: 1
Coding region: 1-570 (189 amino acids)
Biological process (GO): vesicle-mediated transport
Source: RefSeq, a predicted model, not a curated record